This is a messenger RNA of Protobothrops mucrosquamatus (brown spotted pit viper), 3759 nucleotides long. It is a transcript of the gene PLEKHM1, whose product is annotated as pleckstrin homology and RUN domain containing M1. The record is from RefSeq and is a predicted model, not a curated record. The transcript has 11 exons. NCBI's taxonomy places the organism in Eukaryota, Metazoa, Chordata, Lepidosauria, Squamata, Viperidae. The coding region runs from base 1 to 3105 and encodes 1034 amino acids.
AUGCGAUGUAAGUGUGAGACAGAAGCAAAGAUAAACAUGCAUUCCAACCACACAACUAGGAAUGGCUGCCGAGUACAGGAAGUUAUGCAGUUGAUCAAGAAGCAGCUGGUGAACUCCAUCAAGGCACUUCAGAAAAAUUAUGUGACCUCUGAUGCUCUUGUAACAAGUGAUGAUCAAGAUGCUAAUACUCUUUGUUGUGUAUUGGAGGCUGUGUUUGUACAUGGUUUGAAAACUAAGCACAUCAAAGCAGAAAUUGGAGCAAAAGGGAAAAAACAUGGAGGGCGCCUUCCUCAGCCAGUGUUUUGGACUCUGCUAAAAUCUGUCACACACAGAAACAUAAUUUCUGAACUGGAAAACUUGAUCUUCAUCAAUACAGAUGUGGGGCGUUGUCGUGCAUGGUUGAGGCUGGCUCUGAAUGAUGGCCUGAUGGAGUGUUAUCUAAAACUCUUGCUUCAUGAAAAGUCUCAACUCUUUGAAUAUUAUCAUUCAUCUGCUCUGCUUCUGGAUACUGAGGAGGUUGAAUUUCUCCUCAGCUAUUUGCAGGGCUUAUCUUCUUUGGCCUUUGACCUCUCCUAUAAGUCAGCAGUAUUGAACGAGUGGACCAUCACACCUUUAUCCUUGUCAGGCCUUUGCCCUGCCUGGGAACUGUUGGACCCUCUUGUGGGACUGGAACCUCAAAGAAAGGAGUCACUUAGUUCUCUCUCACAAUCUUCUGGCUCUGAUGAAGUUGAAGCUCACCCAGCCAUCCUUCCUGCCCCUAAAAGUGAACAGGCAGAUAAACUCACAGCUUCCAACUUGAGCAUCAGCACAACUGGUUCCUCACAGCUCUCUUCCAGCCUGGAUUCUGACAUUCUUCUCCCAGCCAAUUCUAUCAGCACUCACAGCCCUGCUCAGGAGAAAGAGCCCAUCUCCAAUGACUCUGAAGUGGAGAUGACAACAGCAACAGCAGACUUAGACCAGGACCUCCAAGAGGUGUUAGCAGAAUUUACCAGGACACAGAGAAAGUUGGAAUCUGUAGGAGUUCAUGAAGCACACAUCAUCUCUCAGUCUCCCCCACCAGAGUGCCCCUGCCCUGCCACCAGUUUCUGCACUGUGCACCUUCCUCAUACUGUACUGGCAAAAGGCCCUGUUGACAUCAUGCUACCUGCAAUAAUGAUAAAUUCACAGCUUCCCAAUUUACCUAAGACUGGAGAAUCUGUUAAUAGUACCAGUGUCCAACAGACCUCUAUGCUAACCACAAUAAUUGUGACCAAAGAACCUGUGGAUGUGUCCCAAAUUCAUUGCAACAAGAGAGGAGCUAAAAGCCGGACCGAUGAAGUCAAUGAAAAAAGCUUCUCCAGUUCUCCCAGUACCUCACUAGAGAGGCUUACCAGUACCCAACCUGCUAUGCCAUUGAGAGCCCCAGAUCAAGGCAAGCUCUCUGUAUCCUCAGCAGAGCUCAGCAAACUCAAACUGUCUCCUAGGAGGGAGCUGAAGGGCUUUAGUGUUGUUCAUCGGAGAGAAAUAGGUCUUUCCAAUCCAUUUCGGGGUCUGCUGAAAUUGGGGACUCUGGAACGUCGAGGAGCUCUGGGCAUUUGGAAGGAGUUUUUCUGUGAGCUCUCACCUCUAGAGUUGCGGCUAUUUGUAGACUGUGAGGAGCGAGUAUGUGUAGAAAACUAUUCUCUGCUGAGAUGUGAGUCCUUAGGACGGGCUCACAGUGAUGGGCGCUUUGAGCUGGUCUUUUCCAACAAACGAUUGUGUUUUCGGGCUUCCUCUCGGGAUGAAGCAGAGGACUGGUUGGACCGGCUGCAUGAAGCCCUAAAAAAGUUUAGGCUACAGAAGGAUGGAGGGUGGGAAACUCUAGAGUGCCCUGAGGCUGCAGAGGAUUCUGAGGAUUUCUUCGGAGGUGGACCACCUGGUGACUUGCCUUCCUUCUCGGUGUACAGUAGAACUGGCCCAACUGAGUUGGACUGGUCAUGUGCCUUGAAACCCGAGCUAGAUGCAGUCAAGGAAUCUGUCCUGUACUUGGAAGUUGAGAAAGCAUGGGUCCCUUUGGUGUUCUCCCUGUCCUUAGAAGCCUUGAAAUGCUUCAAAGCCAGAAAUGAUAAAAAGAUACUGAGCAACAGCUUUGGAAUUGAGACCAUCCAAGAUAUCCUGCCAGAUGUGAGCUUGGGUGGACCUUCAUUCUUCAAGAUCAUCACUUCAAAAGCAGUGCUGAAGUUGAGAGCUGAGAACACAGAGGAGGCAACUGAUUGGCGAGACCUGGUCCGCCGGGUGCUUAUGUCCUACCUUGAAAUGGCUGAGGAGGCCCUCACACUUGGAGGCCAUCUGGAUGGCAGUUCACAGGCAAUCCUGAAGAAUACUGUUAAGGAAAAUGGAUAUUUGCUGCAGUAUCUGAUUGCCAUCCCCAUGGAGAAAGGCCUGGACUGCCAAAGUUUCAUAUGUGCAGGCUGCUCCAGGCAGAUUGGCUUUUACUUUGUGAAGCCUAAGCUGUGUUCAUUCACUGGCCUCUAUUUCUGUGACAAUUGCCACCAAGAUGAAGAGUCUGUGAUACCUUCACGUCUAAUUCAUAACUGGGAUCUUUCCAGAUAUCCGAUUUGUUGCCAGGCUCUGAAAUUCCUAGCCAAAAUUCAAAAUCAACCCUUGAUUGACCUGAAGCUGGUGAAUGAAACCCUCUAUGACCACGUAGAGCAAAUGAGACAGAUUUUUCAGAAUCGUGAGCAGCUGAAGCUACUGGGUGAUUACCUUGUCCUUUGUCGCAGUGGCGCCCUGAAGGAGAUCAGUAAGAGGCUUGACCACCGGCACUAUCUCCUGGAAUGUCCCCAUAAAUACAGUGUGGCUGACCUGAGGCAGAUAGCAGAUGGUAUAUUUGAAACUUUUCUUCAGUCGCUGAUCCAAUUUGCCUCUCACCAUGUGUAUAGCUGUGAUCUUUGUACUCAGAGGGGCUUCAUCUGCCAAAUAUGCAACAAGAAUGACAUCAUCUUUCCCUUUGAAUUUGAUACAACCAGCAGGUGUAGUGAGUGCAAGACUGUCUUUCACAACAGUUGUCAGGCAAAUGCCAAUUUCUGUCCUCGUUGUGUCCGCCGGCAGAAAUAUCAGGAACUGCAAGAAUUCCUUUGGAAAUGAUCUCAACCGUGCCAGUCCUUUGGAUCAGAUUCUGGAAUUGGAUAAAAAUUCUGGAAUUGUCCAGAAGGCAAUUGGGAAACAGAAGCUUAGGAUCAAUAGAAGGCCACUGCCAGCUGCACACUUUCUGUUCGGAUUAUAGUCCUACAACAACCAGAGCACCUUGCCAUCAGCUCUGGGAAAGGAGCCCACAGAGAUACUUCUUUGAAUUCACCCAUUAUUGCCAUUAAUUUUCAUGCAUUCCUGCCUUCCCAGGCAAAUUCAUCCUUAUCCUGACAUUUGGUGAUUACUGGAUAUAUUAAAGGGAUAUGUAGCAAGAACUCCUAAAAAGACUGAAAUUAGUGCAUGUGUCUUGAUUUAAAUUGCCAGAGAAAAGGAAUUUUAUUUUACCUUUAACAAAUGCACUUUCCAGCAGAUUUCUCGUGCCUUCUACACUUUGCAGACUGCUUUUAAAAUGUCUUGUGCCAAAAUAGCUGCUGAAUUCUUUAGAAAGGCACUCCAUCCUUGGUGUCCUACUCAAGCAAAGUGACCUUCUUAUAAAUAAGCUAUUAUUCUUCUCUUUUAAAAAAAAACGCUCAAGUGUAUUCCAAACUUGAUUUUAAUAUUUUCUUUUAUUCUCCUAUGCAGAUAAUUAGCUUUAUUUAAUAAACAACAGAU